AAGAAGACACCUUUGCGUUCAAUAUGAUGUGGAAAGCAGACACUUAAACGUUUAAUGACGUGGAAAGCAGACACUUUAACGUUCAAUGACAUGGAAAGUAGAUGCUUUAAUAUUCAAUGGCGUGGAAAGCAUGCAAUUUAACGUUCAAUGACGAGGAAAGCAGAUACUUUAACGUUCAAUGACGUGGAGAGCAGCCACUUUAACGUUCAAUGACGUGGAAAACAGAUACUUUAACAUUGAAUGGCAUGGAAAGCAGACAAUUUAACGUUUAUUAACGUGGAAAGCAUACAAUUUAACGUUUAAUGGCGUGGAAAGCAGAUACUUUAACAUCCAAUGGUGUGGAAGCAAACAAUUGGACUCUACAGUAGAACGCAGAUAAAUCAACGGUUAUUGACGUAGAAAUCAGACGACCCAAACUUCAAUGACGUAGAAAUCAGACGACCCAAACUUCAAUGACGUAGAAAUCAGACGACUCAAACUUCAAUGACGUUGAAAUCAGACGACCCAAACUUCAGUGACGUAGAAAUCAGAGGACCCAAACUUCAAUGAUAUAGAAAGCAGACACUUAGCAGUCCUUAGAUAGUGAAAACCUCCCCUGUGAUAUUACACGUAUCCCUCCCGUGUGAUGCACAAAAUACAAAGUGAAAGUAGAAAUCGGAUAUUAUCCUUUUGUAAAAUUACAUGCCAAAGGCCACCCACCCCCACCCCCCAUGAUGCAAAACUUGCAGCAAUAUUAUACAGUUAAGACCCACAUUCUUGGUACAGGGGGUACAGGCACCAAUUCCCCGGACUCUGUGUUGAAUCAGAUUACAGCGUUUGAAAAAUUACUCCGCCAUGCAAUUUCCCGCUUUUCCAAAGAUCGUUUAUUCAGCAUGCUUCAGGUGGCCGCUGAGGAACAAAAAGCGGCAAAUCCCAGUCAACCGCGGGGCGCCAAAACUGCAGGAGAGGCCAAGAAACCUUCUACAGCUUUAUCCUUGAAAAUCAAAUCAAUGGAACAGCUUCGACAAUCAAUGAAACCGCUGAUAAAACGAGAACAAAAGAAUGUCAAAAUAACUGACAAAGAAAAGCAGGCGAUCAAAUACCUGGAAACAUUUGAGAAUGAUUACAAGUAUCUUGGGAACCUAAAACGACAUUUUGACGAUAAUAUUCAAUCUGUGUUGCAGAAGGAUUAUUUUGAUCCUGCGGAUCGUCCCAGACGUUCAGCUGUAAAGGAUCGCGUCGAAAAUAACGAUAACAAAGGAACACAGGCCUCACGAAAUCCAAAAAGUAAAGGUCCAAAACGAGGAGCUCAGCCUACACAGGAAGAGAUAAGGAUAUCUGAAAUGCAGAAGUUAUUUUCAGUUGUCACGCGAUUAGAAGAACUGGACCGCAAGUGGGCAGGGUUAUUAAGAGACCGAGAGUUAAACCCGGAUGAUUUCGACCCAGACAGCAGUCAUGAACUUAUGACAUUCAGUAAUUAUUCCUCGUUUGAACCGAUACUGCGUCUGGUACCAGAUGUGUUUGUUAAGUGUUACAACGCUGUGGAUAUGGCCAAAGAAUGGCUUACUCUGGCCAAGUCAAUUUAUGGGGAGAGACUUCCACUCAAAGGCAAAGCAAAGGAACUGGUGCCAAAAUCUCGCGAAAACACUGUAACACCGAAGUCUCGUGAGAGCAUCACAUCACAAAAAUCUCGCGAGAACACUGUAUCACCAAAAUCUCGUGAGAACACUGUAUCACCAAAAGAAUCGCCAAAACCUUCUGAAUCCCCUAAUCCAGAGGACAGCUUCAAAGCUGCCAAUGAAUAUGCUCAACAAGCCAAAGAAAUCAAACAGAAUAUUAGAGAUAUUGGUGAAGUCAUACAUGAAAACGAAAUGAAAUUGGAAAAUCUUAAUGAGGAGAUGCAGGCAUUGCAGUCUCGUGAAGGUCGCAUCGAUGAACUAACAAACAAUUUUGAACAAGUGGACUCAAAACUGUUACACGCACAAAAAGAAUAUAACACAUUUCUCUACGAACGUCAGCAAACAAUGGAGAAUUUAAACAACCUGCGGAGGGGAUCAGUAGAACACACGGAACUCGUGCAUAAAGCAAACGAGUUCACUGCGGAGCUGACCAGACGACAAUCCACGUUAAAGAUUCUUGAAUAUAAGAAAAACGUGGUGCAGGAAGAUUAUCUUUUGGAACUUGAGCUGAGACCAAAUUUUAUUCACUUUCUCGGUGACAUCAAGCAACAGAUGGAAGAUAUAAAAUCAACGAUCAAAGGCAAACACACUGAGAAACAAGAACUCGAAAAACAGUUGACCCUCCUUAAGACCAACACCGAGAGAAUUAAACAGCAAAUGCAGAAAUAUUUAGAAAGUUCUGAUGACUCGGCAACUCUCACGAGGCAGAUUUCUAGACUUACCAAAGAGAUUGAAGAUGACCUUGCCAGUAUUGAAGGCAUGGAGUCUGAGAGGAGUUUUGUAUCUGAAUCUGACGAUGUUGAUUUGUCGGAAUAUAUAACAGGUUUUAAAACAAGCACACCCUCUCAAAGGGGACAUAACCCCAACACAAAAACCAAAUAUGAACCGCUUCGGACAAACAGGUCCAUUAAAUCAUGACGCGUUAUAGAUACUAGGAAAACAGGUUCAUCGGAAGCUGAGGGUGUUCAUUCCGUGUUAGAGAUACUAAAAAUAAAAGUUCAUCGGAAGCUGAGGGUGUUCAUCCCGCGUUAGAUAGCAUAAAUUAAAGUUCAUCGGAAGCUGAGGGUGUUCAUCCCGCGUUAGAUAGCAUAAAUUAAAGUUCAUCGGAAGCUGAGGGUGUUCAUCCUGCGUUAGAGAUACUAUAAAUAAAUGUUCAUCGGAAGCUGAGGGUGUUCAUCCCGUGUUAGAGAUACUAAAAAUAAAAGUUCAUCGGAAUCGUCGCUGAGGGGUGUUUAUCUGUUUUUGAGCAUUGGUAUCAUUUUGUUUACAUAGGGUUUUUCGCACGGCAAUUUAAUGAAAUAAAGAAAGUGUUUAUUUUUA
Molecule: messenger RNA, 2978 nt
Organism: Ostrea edulis (European flat oyster)
Lineage: Eukaryota; Metazoa; Mollusca; Bivalvia; Ostreida; Ostreidae
Exons: 2
Coding region: 711-2576 (621 amino acids)
Source: RefSeq, a predicted model, not a curated record